UGCGUCAUCACACGGCGACGCGAUUUUCAUUUUGUAAACACUCGCAGGCAGCUGCUGGAGACUGAAGUGAGUGAGACCAUGGAGAGUCUCGUGAAGGUGCACGGAGGUGGCGGCUAUGACUCUGACUUCAGUGAUGAUGAUGGGCAGGGAGAGUCCUCAGAGAGAGGGCUUAAAAGGAAACGUGAGGAGGAAAUCUUACAGAAGCCGUUCCAGAAAGGUCGGCACUCUGAGAAGGCUCACCGCAGUUUACACGCCAGUGAAGUGGACAGAGAGGAAGCAAGAAACAGAAGAGCCCACCUGAUAUCAAUGAAUGCUUUUGAGCGACACAAGAAGUUUGUCGGUGACUACAUACUUUAUUAUGGAGGACAGAUGGCCGACUUCAGUCGCUCCACAGUCAAAGACAAAACAGAUCUGGACGUGCUGCGUGAGAAUCAUCGCUUCCUCUGGAGGGACGAGGAUGAGGAAGACAUGACAUGGGAGAAAGAACUUGCCAAGAAGUAUUACGACAAGCUGUUUAAAGAGUACUGCAUAGCCGACCUCAGCAGAUACAAGGAGAACAAGUUUGGAUUUCGUUGGAGGGUUGAGAAUGAAGUUGUCUCUGGCAAAGGUCAGUUCCAGUGUGGAAACAAACGUUGUGAGAACCAGGAAGGCCUAAAAAGCUGGGAGGUGAACUUUGCCUAUGUGGAACACGGCGAGAAGAAAAAUGCAUUGGUCAAACUCAGACUAUGCCCUGAAUGCUCUUUCAAGCUCAAUUACCACCAUAAGAGGAAGGAGGUGAAGGCAAAGACUAAAAGGGUACUGGAGGAGAACCAGGAGCCAUCACAGAAGAAGAAGAAGAGGAAGAGGUCUUCACACUCGAAGAAGAAGCACAAACACAAACACAAACACAGGAAGCACAGAGAUCGCUCCGCCUCUUCCAGCAGCUCAGAGUCGUCGGAGAACUCGGACAAAGGCUCUGAAGCUGGUGAUGAGCCAGAGGGCCAAUCAGAAGCCGACCACUGGCGAGGACCUGCUCCUGCCGUGGAGGAAAAGUCAAGGGAGGAGGAGUUUGAUGAGUACUUUGAAGACAUGUUCCUUUGACUCUGCUGCUAUCAGCGGGAACCCUGCUGUGACUACACUUCCUCCAGCACGCCACUGACAUUAAACAUCUUCUGUUUUCCAGUCUUGUGUGCAUGUAGGUUUUAUUUGAUUAUAUGUUUUGACACCGCUGCAGAAGUAAACACGAGGUUUACCCGGUGUGUGUGUGUGUAAAGAGUCUUUGAUUUACAUGUCUGUCAACAUUUCGCUUUCGAUCCCACCGCUGUCGAGGAGGAAAGGAUUUGAAAAUGGUUUUAGUCAUGGUAGCAGCGUGGCUGUCAGUCAGUCCACAACUUAAGUCCAGACUGAUGUGUCUCCACCAUGUUUGGCUGGAUUGCAAUAAAAUCUGGUGCAGAUUUUUAUGUUCCUCUGG
Messenger RNA from Epinephelus fuscoguttatus (brown-marbled grouper), 1450 nucleotides. RefSeq names its product FRA10A associated CGG repeat 1 (gene fra10ac1). The transcript has 14 exons. The record is from RefSeq and is a predicted model, not a curated record. The coding region runs from base 79 to 1080 and encodes 333 amino acids. Gene Ontology annotation, biological process: dephosphorylation. Gene Ontology annotation, molecular function: phosphatase activity. Lineage: Eukaryota; Metazoa; Chordata; Actinopteri; Perciformes; Serranidae.